CAGCCAAAACGCCGGCCUGGCCGUUCUCAUCUUUCUCUCUGCUUCUCGUAAACACUGGUCUUUAUUCAUUAAAUGUGCUUUAUUUUUAGCACUUGUUUUCGAUAUAAUCUCAUAAGAUCAGUGUUGAUUGAUAUACAUGUGUGUUUGUAUUGCUGUCAAUUCGUAAUUGCGAGAGAUAGACCUUGUAAAUUCAGCGAAUCGUAUUACCAGAAUUUAAGGAAUAAAUUAUUAAAUAUCAAAGAUGACAUUUGAAAUGGUGAAGUUUACAAAGUUGAAAACAGCGAUGGACUCAUCAUUUUGGGCAAAAUUUGCAGAAUUAAAAAUAGACAAAUUAAAAUUAGAUGAAAAGUCCAAGAUACAUUUAUGGGCAAGUUUCUCUCUUCAAUCGAUGAAUGAGGGAAGAACUAAUCCAUUAACUCUUGAUUGUACAUCAUUUAAUGAAGAUUUGGAUACAACUUCUCACUCUGCGAGAGUAGCUUGCUAUGGCUACAUGAUUAAUACAAAUACCUAUGAAGCAUUUAGGCAGAUAAAUCAUGAAGAGUUUAUUGACACCAUGGGCAAAUGCAUUAUCAAUAGUAUUAUAGAUGGCACAGCUUUGCAAGAGUCUUGGUGGCUUUCGGCAUUCUCCGUGUUUGCAUACUCAGAUCUAAAAAAGUAUCGGUUUUAUUAUUGGGCUGCACAUCCGACUCCUUUCACAUUGCCAGAAAUUUAUUUGGUUGAGCCAUCAAAAUUCGUAUCUGAUGGCGAAUUUACAACUAGUCAAAUAAAUAAAUUACAAACAAGCUUCCUUCAAUUGUAUGCACUAUCAAGAAACUUUUUCACAAUUUUUAAAUCUGGACAAAAUGAUCUAAACAUUGAUAACUUGUCGAAAGGAGUGGAAUAUGCAAAAUUAAGCAGCAACAAAGAUACAAAACAGGAGGAGAAUAAAGUAUACUUUGCAUUUUACGAUCCUUGUGCAAGUACAGAACCUGGAUGGCCCUUGCGAAAUCUUCUGUGUCUGUUAUUGUGGCAUUGCCCUACAUAUUGUUUGACACACAAUAUCAAAGUCUUAUCUAUCAGGAGUGAUAAAAUACAAACUGCAGUAGUAUUUACACUUAGAAUCAAAGAAGAUACAGACAUACAAAGUAUAAGGAAAGCUAUUUUUGAAGGUCAUUUAGUAGGUUGGGAAGCUAAUAUAAACGGAAAAAUGGGUCCUAAUGUCGCGGAUUUAUCGAGCACCAUGAAUCCUACCAAAUUAUCAGACAAAGCAAUAAAUUUAAAUUUGAAACUGAUGAAAUGGCGCCUUGUCCCGGAUCUAGAUUUGGGAAAGAUCAGUGGUCUACGAUGUCUUCUGUUGGGUGCUGGUACAUUAGGAUGUUCCGUGGCGAGAGUACUUCUUGGCUGGGGUAUUAAUAAUAUGACAGUCGUAGAUUACUCUAAUGUCUCUCACAGUAAUACAGUGCGCCAGAGUUUAUACACGCACGAAGAUGCGGUGAAACGUCGAUACAAAGCGCAUGCCGCGAAAGAUGCUUUACUUAGAAUACGCCCUACCAUGAAUGUGGAAGGUGUGAUUCUGCAUAUUCCAAUGCCUGGUCACGUGGUGGGUCAAAGCAUGAUGGAAACGACCAAGGAAGCUGUGAAGAAAUUGCAAGAACUCGUGAAUAGUCACGAUGUGGUGUUCUUGCUAUUAGACUCUCGCGAAGCCAGAUGGUUACCAACUCUCCUGUGUGCAGCGAUGAAUAAAAUAGCUAUUAAUGCUGCUUUGGGUUUCGAUUCGUAUACAGUACAAAGACACGGCACGCGUAAUCUCUCCGAUUCUUUCUCACCCAAUCUGACGGUACAAAAUCCUACAGGAGAAUAUCUUGGAUGUUAUUUUUGUAAUGAUGUAACUCAACCCGGAAAUUCACAAACGGACAGAACGCUCGAUCAACAAUGUACCGUAAGUCGACCGGGUUUGUCACAAGUCGCUGCGGGUUUAGCAGUUGAGUUACUUAUGGCAAUAACGCAGCAUCCGCAAGGAAUUUCGGCUUGCGCGCUUAUGAAUAACGAUAGCGAGGAUUGUCAAGCGAAUGUAGACAAUCCAUUAAUAGGAUUAUUAGGUGGUAUACCUCACACAAUACGGGGUUCACUUUGGAGUCACGAAAUGAAACUGACAAUUACACACAGAUUUCCGUUUUGUACGGCUUGCUCUAUACCUUUGAUUCAAGAGUAUCGAGAACGUGGUUUCGCUUUUAUACUCGAUGCUUGCAAUGUGCCAAAUUAUCUCGAAAAAUUAUCAGGACUCGAAGAAAUACUGAAAACACCAGAUUUGGAUGAGUUAUAUUAUACAAUGGACACUUCGAGUGAAGAUGAGGAGCCAUUAAAAACUGCAGUUUAAACAAGGAAUGCAAGGAGAGUGAAAAAAUUUACAUAAAAAACAAAACAUACAAGAUAUAUUUCAAUAGAUGAUAUAUAAAAUUUGUAGGUAAUGACAUAAUUCACAGACUUGCUAAUAUGAAAAUAACUAUCGUAAUUUUUAAUCAAUAUUUACUCGUAUUGUCAUCGUUUUAUCGUCGUUUUUAUAAAAUAUUUCUAUGUCAUUUUUAUGUUAUUGUGACUGAGAAGUACCUGUGAACAUUCGCUUUUGUGAAAGUGAUAUAUAUACAGCAAAGUUCGGAAACACUCUUGAAUAAACACAUCAAUAUGUCUCAUAUCUUAAUAUUAAUAUUAUAUCACUUUUAAAAAUAAAUUAUUCAUAUAAA
This is a messenger RNA of Nylanderia fulva, 2720 nucleotides long. It is a transcript of the gene Atg7, whose product is annotated as Autophagy-related 7. Gene Ontology annotation, biological process: autophagosome assembly; protein modification by small protein conjugation; C-terminal protein lipidation. The record is from RefSeq and is a predicted model, not a curated record. Gene Ontology annotation, cellular component: phagophore assembly site; cytoplasm. NCBI's taxonomy places the organism in Eukaryota, Metazoa, Arthropoda, Insecta, Hymenoptera, Formicidae. Gene Ontology annotation, molecular function: Atg12 activating enzyme activity; Atg8 activating enzyme activity.